Lampris incognitus (smalleye Pacific opah) is the source of this 3645-nucleotide messenger RNA. RefSeq names its product CDC42 effector protein (Rho GTPase binding) 4a (gene cdc42ep4a). The transcript is spliced from 2 exons. The record is from RefSeq and is a predicted model, not a curated record. Lineage: Eukaryota; Metazoa; Chordata; Actinopteri; Lampriformes; Lampridae. Bases 321 to 1403 code for a protein of 360 amino acids.
ACUUCCCCCCCCCCCGUCAUUGUGAACCUGCUCGGAGAGCCCCCCCUCCUCUCUGCCCCCCCCUUCUCUGUCUCACCCACGGUGGGUCUCCAGUCAACUGCGCCGGCUUUAUGAAUGGGAUGCGAGGUUCACAGGAUGACAGGAAGUGAGCAGCUGCGAUAUCAUUUACAGAAGCUACAGAGUGGAUUUUCACUGAAGACUUGUGAGUGAAGACUAAACACAGAUAUAGACUUGUCUGGGGGAUUUUUUUUUCUUCCUCGGUCAUCCAACCGGAUCCACGGCUACCUCCGAGUCUGCAGCCAAACCUAUUUUCUGCCACCAUGCCGAUCCUGAAGCAGCUCGUGUCCAGCUCAUCGCAGACCAAGCGUCGCUCGCGCAUGGACCUGACGCGAGAGAUGAUCAGCGCCCCCCUGGGUGACUUCCGCCACACCAUGCACGUGGGCCGCAGCGGCGACGCCUUCGGGGACACCUCCUUCCUCAGCACCCGCUCGGGGGAGCCUCCCUGCGAAGCUGCCACCGCCGCCUUCCCCCGCUCCCCACGGCCCGGCCUCCUCUCCCGCACGUUCAGGAGCAGCAAACGCUCCCAGUCGGUCACCAGAGUGGACCAGCAGAGAGACAGCCCACUGGCGCCCCCUGGUGAGUCACCCACCUACGUCAAGAACGCCAUGUCCCUGCCUUUCCUCAACAACGAAGGGAGGGGCGACGAGAUGGUCGCGAAGAGCUUGUCCUCCAGCCCCUUGAAGCAGCAGCAGCUACACGAGGAGCUGGACGGGAGGACCUCCAAUGGGGCCGCGGCGGCAGCCCAUCUUCUGGAGCUGAAUGAGAGGAGCUUUGGUGAGCUGACGGAGCUCCCGGAGAGCACCCACCAAUUCGGAGUGGCGAUGAAGCGCGCGGAGUCGGUUAUGUCGUUCCACAUCGACCUGGGACCCUCCAUGCUGGGGGAAAUCCUCGGGGUGAUGGAGAAGGAGGACGAUGACCAAGGCUUCGAGGAGGGAAAAAGUAGCGAGGGCCACGCCUCGCCGCCCCUCAGCACCCAUGGAGAGGACAGUGUCGAGGUGAGCAGGGAUGAGGAUGAGGAGGAGCGGGAACUCGCGGAGAAAAAACAAGAAGGAUCGGACCCAGAGCUGCUGCAGGUGUCUACGCACGCCACUAUGCCGGUGGGUCUGGAGCCUGAGGGUGGAGGGCCCUACACCCCACAGUAUACCCCCGAGACCUGGCCCAAACACCUGCAGCACCUGGACAGCUGCUCCGUGUCCAGCUCUAGUUCUGCCGCCCUGGAGGAGAAAGCCAGCAGCCAGACCUACGCCGGGGACACUGACAGCGCUACCUUCAGCGCCCCCCCGGAGGAAGAGUGCAACUUCUCCUCUUUCAUGGAGGAUGAAGAUGACGAGAUUCGGGUGUGAGAUGCCAGGCAGGGCGUGGAUCAAGAACGUUCCCUCUGUGGAAAUUGCCAAAUCCCCGCGAUAAGGUGGACUUGCACUGAAAGAGAAAGAGGACGUUGUUGCCUGAUGUCGCGGGGAAUGCGAGCGCAGAGACUAUGGAGGAGCCUCGUUUUGAGUGUCCGCCUUUCCUGCGGGAGGAGAACGUGACCGCUCCUCCGUACGAGAGAUCAAAACCCCGUCUGUCACAGAGUUUCUCCCCUUCCCGCACACCUUGUCCGACUGUCAGUCCGUCUCUCCCUAUUAAACGCCGAAGAAACGGACGCGGAGGCUCAGAAACCUUCCCAAUAUGGAACAUUUCAGAAGUUGAGCGAUGAGGCAGACGGGGAGGGCAACAAAGGACCUCAGAUAAGCGAGGGCGGGGGGACGCUUCAAAAAACUAAACCUGCCUUUCUCUCUCUCUCUCUCUCUCUCUCUCUCUCUCUCUCUCUCUCUCUCUCUCUCUCUCUCUCUCUCUCUCUCUCUCUCUCUCUCUCUCACUCGGUGUCACAAGUGCUCAGCUCAAAUGACUUCUGGUUUUGCAUUCCACUUUGCCUCCUCCCUUGUUGUGCUGCUUCUGUUUUAGGCCGUGGGACGUCAUGGGAUUUGAGGUCUAAUGGUAGUGAUGGGUAUCUCGUCACGUUGAAGGGGGCCUUUGACUAACUGUUGCUUCGCCGGUGCCGAUUUGAACCCUUAUCUAGUCCGGUGAAGGUGUCGGCGGUGUCACACACGUUCUGUCCCUUUUCUAUUUACAUUUUUCUACCCCCCCCCCUUUUUUUUUUUUUCUUGCUCCUUCUUCAGUUUACUUCAGUGUGAGUGUCUGGUACCUUUCAGGCUAGGCCCUUAAAGCCGAUAGUGAAGAGAGGCCUGUGAUCGCUGCAGAAACCAUGCCCUUACACAACCGGACUCCACAGGAGUGACAACAGAGUGUGUGCGCCGAGUCGGAGAACAGCAGACCCGUGUAAACUGUACUGUAUGUAAAGGAAAUUGACAAGUUGUCUUUUUUUUGUUGUUGUUGUUCUCAUCGUCCCCCCUAGCAGAUGAUGUUUUUUUGUCCACCUCUCUGGUAUAGCUUAAGUCAGGAGAAAUCGUCUCAACUUAACACGGAUAUGUUAUCGCCGUUCUCCUAAUCAGGUUUUCUUUUUUUCCUUUUGUGGUUAAUUUUGAACAGAGCUCUGUGUGCGCUACCUAACCACUUCCUCCUCUCUUUGUGAGACACCGACGUGCUCAGAAAUCCAUCCUCCUCUAGUCUGGCGCUUUCCUUCGUGCACGAACUUUGUCACCACUACGUCUGCGCAGCGUUUUAGGCGGUGUUUUGUUGGGGGCAACGCACAAGUCUUGCCCGCGGGCAGGGUUAAACCAGACACUAACAUUUGGCGUUGCUGUACACCUGCUGUUGCUGUUAUUGAUGAUGGGUUUUUUUUUUUUUUUAAUCCUUGUAAAUUGCUUUGGGUGUGUUUUGUUUCCGUCGGCUUGGAAGGCGUGUGCGAAGGAGAAAACGUAGCCGUCGAUGCAACGAGAGUCAAAGGAAACGGCUUGUUGUGUUACUCCGGCGGGCCGCAGGGAGUGUUUGCAGCAACCCGAGUGUUGCCCUUGCAUCAUCGAAGGCCGCGGCCAGAAAUACCGAGGCGGCGGAGGCCGGUCUGCUGCCACGGCUGACGCCUGUGCCAAAUAAACCAUUUCAUCCCACUGAUAAUUUUAGUUCCGGCGCUUAAUGUCCUGGGAGCCUUGUCAAAUGUCGGCGUCAGCCGUCCCUCAUGAUGAUUAACCGCAGCUUGAAAACCAAGUUAAGAGCGCGCUGCAGACUGCAUGGUGACAAAUGCGAUGCGGUCUGCAGCGAAGGCCUUUCUGAGACUCGGCUCUCCUGCAGAAAAGAAAGAAUAACAAUCAGUUGAGCCAACCGGCAAAUGUUUUGAUUUUACUCUCUGAAACACUAGACGUCAUUUUCAACAAAAGGCUAAGCGUAUUUUAACUACUCGGACACGUUGAAUAUUUACCCGUAGGCCUGUGGUUCACUAGCUUUUUGCGUGAAUGGCAAACUUCUGCGUGGAGUUUUUUUUGUUGCCUUUUCCUGUAUUUUGCCUUUUCCUGUAUAAUGUUGUAUAUUCUGCCUUACUAUUUCUUGUUAUUGUAAAAAAAUUAUGUAUAUUUAGUCCCCCUUUCCUCACCCCCCCCCCCCCCGCUCCCUUCCUUAUCCAAAAGUAACCUAUAUUUUUCAAUAAAUUAA